UGUGACAUAUAGUACGAUUGAAAUGACUGGAGAUAUUAGUGUUGCUGGCACUCAAGAUAUCAACGGUGUAAAAAAGACCAAGAAGCAAUGUGGAACCACAUGUUCGUUGCUUCUACUUGUAAUCUCAUACAUGCAUCUAUCGUUUAUUUUAUUUAGUGUUGUGUUUCUAUAUCGAGCUCCACCGUUAACUUGUUUGAGCAAGCAAGAUGAGGAUAACAGCACAACAGAUUAUCACGGUGCUAUAUUGGAAUGCAGCUCAAGAGAAAGAAGCGAUAACUUAACAGCAAUCGCGAAUGCCACUUGGCCAUACGAUCGUACUGAUAACAUCACGGGACAUCAAUCUGAUAUCUUGUAUGAUCGGUUUUGUGAAAAUGGCUGGACAUUCGAUACAAAAGAGGGGAACACAGUCGUGUCUGAGUUUGGUUUGGAGUGCACAGCUGCAUGGAAACGACCAACUUUACAGUCGUUGUUUAUGGUUGGACUGCUGUUAGGAAGUUUAUUUGGUGGAGCAAUAUCAGACAGGUUUGGUCGCAAGUAUACAUUUGCUGCUGCCUUCAUUAUACACGGAUGUCUCCAUUUACCAUUGUCAUUCACCACAUCGUACGUGCAAUACAUCGUUCUACUUCACUUCACAGGAAUUCUUCAUAUAGUGCAAUAUCUGGCUGGUUUUGUUCUAGUGCAAGAAUUGGUUCAAACUAGCAAGCGAACCAUCGCAGCCUUGGCUGUUAAUGUUAGCUUUGGACUUGGGUAUCUCAUUGUACCUUUGGUCGCUUAUUUCAUCCGUGACUGGCGUUGGUUUCUUCGCUUCUACACGAUCGCAUGUGUUUGCUACUUUCCAGUAUUAUGGUUUAUCCCCAAAUCACCAAAAUGGGUGGCCUAUCGCCCAAGCGAUAAAUUAACAAUAAGAAAUGCUAAAGAAAACGAAACUUUUCUAGGUGCAAAUAACAAUGUUAAACAACUAGAUUCAGAAAAGAAACCGACUCGUACUAUAGACUUAUUGAAGAAACCCAUUUUAAGGAGACGUGUUUUGAUUGUAUGUUGGCUAUGGAACGUCAGUUUUCUUGGGUUUUACACUCUUAGUUUAAAUACAUCUAAUUUGGGCGGAAAUAUUUAUCUUAAUUGCGUUUAUGGAGCCCUUGUUGAUAUCGUGUCUUAUGUUACGACUGCUUUAAUUCUAAGCAAGAAAGGACGAAGAAGUUCAACCGCAUUUACAAUUGGUAUCAGUGGAAUUAUGUGUUUAAUUACACCAAUGUUAAGGAAUGCAAACGUCAACAUUGGAUUAGCAAGUGCUAUGAUAGGGAAGUUUUUUAUUACAACUGCAAUGAGCAUUGUCAUCUUGUACACUGGUGAGCUCUUCCCGACUUUACUAAGAAACACAGCCUACGGAAUAGCUUCAAUGACAGCAAGGAUUGGGAGCGCCAUUUCUCCAUUUAUAAUAUUUGCUGGUGAGACCAUGAACUUAUCCAUACCUUUCUAUGUGACGGGUUGCCUUUCAGUUUUGUCUACUUUCUUGAUCAUUUGGUUACCCGAGACUAAAGUUACCGGUUUGCCAAAUACAGUGGAGGAAGCGCUUGAACUUGAAAUAUAUAGGACCAAGUUUUCUGUGAGAAAACUAUCAGCAUCUUUCCGAAGAAAGUCAGAAGCGACUACUAUAGACACCGCAGCAUAAUAAACUUACAAGAAACUACAAUAACUUUAACUUUACCGUGAGCGGUGUCAGUGAACUUUUUUGGUUAUGCGAAAAUGAGUGAUAGCGGGUUAUACCUGUUUAAUUCUAAAUAAUACAAACACAGAGAAAACCACCAAACCUAUUCUUCGAUAUCUGCAACGCUACCUAUAAGCUGGGGGCUGAUUAUAGUUGGUUGGGGGGAGUUGGGACACUUUUAGCACAUAAUAUCCAAAUAUCCUGAUCGUGUUUUAAACGGUUUAAUGGUGGGAGUUGUGAGCAUAUACGGUUUAAAAAUUCUUUAAAUGUUCUUUGUUUACUACCAAAUGGAACGAACAAAUAGAAUGAAAAUGUGUCCCAUCUUCCCUGCUAUAUACAUAUACAUAUAUAUAAUAUAUAUUGUGUAAUUAAACAUGGGCAUCAAAAAU
This is a messenger RNA of Ciona intestinalis (vase tunicate), 2094 nucleotides long. Lineage: Eukaryota; Metazoa; Chordata; Ascidiacea; Phlebobranchia; Cionidae. The record is from RefSeq and is a predicted model, not a curated record.